Molecule: messenger RNA, 2754 nt
Organism: Protopterus annectens (West African lungfish)
Lineage: Eukaryota; Metazoa; Chordata; Ceratodontiformes; Protopteridae
Product: melanin-concentrating hormone receptor 1-like
Exons: 3
Coding region: 624-1727 (367 amino acids)
Biological process (GO): neuropeptide signaling pathway
Cellular component (GO): membrane; neuron projection
Molecular function (GO): neuropeptide binding; melanin-concentrating hormone receptor activity
Source: RefSeq, a predicted model, not a curated record
AGCAUGCCAUUCAGAGCUCCUCCAAAUGCCAUUGCUUGAAACACGUACAAGUGCCUGAGAUGGGCUCACAGCUAGCAGCAGGACAUGGGCUUCAAAUCCGCAUCCUCAUCCUCCUCACGUAGAUCAGUGCACACUCUUCAAGCUUGGCAGGGCGGCAGGUUUCUGACGUCACCAGUUGUGUCUGUAGUUUAAGGUACUGGGAAGAAAAGAAAUCUUUUCUCAGAAUCAGUUUUUAGGGAGUAUGGCACGCACAUAAAAGUUGAAACCAUUCGUGCACGUGUCGGGACUGAAGACUGAAAAGAAAACCAGCUAAAACCGAAUUAUUUCUCACUGCAAUUCUCCUUGUUUUCAUUCAUAAAUCCAACAGAACGUCAGACCAGGCUUUCAAACUUCAGGAUUGUUUCAUUUCCAAACACAAGCAUAUCCAGCUUCUACUAGGUUUUACUAAUUCCAUGUGUAUGUCGGAAAUCCUCAUUGCUGACAGGAUCAUUGAGGACUUCAGGACAGAAACUUAUAUUGCAGAAUCGGACUGAUUUAAUUUCACCUUUUCAAACGAUUGCCAAGCUGGGGAGCAAGGGUUCGAGACAGUAAACUUUUGGUCUUCAUUAAUUUGGGAAGACAGCAUGGCUUUAGAGAUAUCGACUGUCCCAUCCUUUUUUAGAAAUUACUCUGCAAGCCCCGUAAAUCAGUCAGGUCAUGAAAGAACAACAAGUUACACCAAUGUUAUCAUGCCUAGUGUAUUUGGAAUCAUAUGUUUUUUUGGCAUCAUCGGCAACUGUAUUGUGAUCUACACUAUUGUGAAGAAGAACAAACUCAGAUGCAAGCACACUGUUCCUGAUGUCUUUAUCUUUAACUUGUCCAUUGUGGAUCUUCUUUUCCUUCUUGGGAUGCCCUUUCUUAUUCACCAAUUGUUGGGAAAUGGAUCUUGGCAUUUUGGAGCAACUCUGUGUACUAUAAUAACUGCAAUGGAUACCAACAGCCAGAUGACCAGCACCAAUAUCCUCACUGUCAUGACCCUGGAUCGAUACUUGGCUACAGUUUAUCCACUGAAAUCUACUUAUGUGCGAACCCCAUGCAUUGCUGCUUUGGUAAUCUGCUUGGCAUGGCUUUUGUCUUUCUUGACUGUGAUACCAGUAUGGAUGUAUGCAGGUUUGAUGACCAUGAAUGAUGGCUCCAUCAGCUGUGCUCUCUUGCUACCAAAUCCUUCCUCUGACAUUUACUGGUUCACUCUUUACCAGUUCAUGCUGGCAUUUGCUAUUCCACUGGUUAUUAUCUGUGUCAGCUAUUUCAAGAUUUUGCAGCAUAUGUCUACAACAGUAGCCCCCUUGCCACAAAGGAGCCUAAGGGUUCGCACCAAGAAAGUCACCCGCAUGGCCGUUGCCAUUUGUUCUACUUUCUUCAUCUGCUGGGCACCAUUCUAUAUCCUCCAACUGGUGCAACUUGCCAUGGAUGAACCAUCAGUUGCAUUCUUCUAUGCUUACAAAAUUGCCAUCAGCUUAGGCUAUGCUAACAGCUGCAUUAACCCUUUCCUCUAUAUUGCCUUGAGUGAGACCUUUAAGCGCCAGUUUAUGGUAGCCAUUCGACCAGCUCAGGAACAGUUCAGGGUGAACAACAGUAUGACAGAAGCAAGUGUGUGUCUCAAAUUAGCAUCAGAAGCAACCAACCAUACACAGUUUUCAGGAGAGUAUUCCCAGAAUUCAGUGCCUGUCACAGUCGCUGUUCACUAAGUUAAUUUUAUUUCAACACUUCCUCCCACUGGCUGCUCAUCAGUGGAUCAUAGCUCAUCCAUCCACUGCUUCACUAAAGGCUGAGGAUCUCUCCCUGCCCUCUUUUGUCACUGAUGACAAGAAGAGUAUGAUAAUUAGCCUGCCCUAAGGGUGUAGGGGUGGUGGUUGUCUGCUGAAGCUGUCCGAAAAUUUCAUAUUUUUCCAGCACCAGGUAGAAGGCUAGUCAAAGAAGUGCUGGUUCACUUGUACUUUUGACUAAAUAGAACAGACUGCAACGACAGCAAAAAACACUUCAUCCAUGCAAAAAGGGUGUUUUCAUUAAGAAAUGAGUGGAUGUGAGCCAUAGCUUGAUGUGCCUUUGUGUCAGCAUGCCUGUGACUGUUUGGUCCUCAUCUGAAGAUAUGGCAUGUGCUUUUCUACUAUGACAAGAAAAGAGAGGGAUAUUCUUACAAAUAAAUCAGUACACAAUGUUACUAAAUGCAUCUUUUAAAAAAGCCUGUUAGUAUAAUGUGCCAUGGAUAAUACAUGUAAGAAGUCACAGAGAACUUGAGGUCAGCUGUACGUUAAACAGAACUGUCAGUUGUUAAAAGCUUCACAGGCAGCAAGCAAAGGUUAAAAACGAACAUAAAUGCAGGUGACAUAUCCUUGUUUAAAAUCUCUAAUGCAUUUCAGUGCACCUGCUAUGUGACAGAAAUGUGUUUGUAAUGAAUUAUCUCUUGCAUGAAUAAAGUAUAGGUUAAAGACUUCAGGCCAGUAUACUUUAAAAGCAUAAGAUUGUACCUAACAAUUUAUAAGAGGCUUGAGUGUGCCAUAGAUUGAAAAUUCUGCCUUGCAUUUUAAAGUUUAAAUAUUAAUUGUGUUCUGAAUGUAUCAGUGCAAUUUCUAUGUACUAUUGUUUAUUUUACAGAUGAUCUUGUAAAAUGAUGUUUGAUGUCUUAGUGUGGAUAUGGCCUGUAGCCCUUCUUUCGACUCCGGGUAUCCAUUUACAUUCAUUAUGUUACACAAAACAUUAAAAAGUUCCAGUAUA